CAUUGAUGAAAGAGGAGAGAAGGAGUGAUUGUGAAAUGAGAAACAGAGAGUGAAGCAGGAAGAAGAAGAAGAAGAAGAUGAAGGGGUAGAAAUGGAAUUUAGAAAGACAUGGCGAGAGAGAGCUUAACUGCAACGACAAGAGGCCUUCUCUUUAUCUUCCCUUAGGCUUCACUCUUUGGCUUACUGUCUCUCUCAGACCAAAACGGACCGACGUGACUUUGCUUCCACUCUUUGCCCUCUCUAAUGGUGGAGAAAUGAGAUCAAGAUGAGUUUACUUUAUUGCAUGUGCCAUUUGCUCUUUAUUAGUGGGUUGUCUAUGUAUCAUCAUGUACUUACCAAAAUGAUUCUAGUUAUUUAUAUCAUAAGGCAUUUAAGGUUUUGACUCUUCAUUUUGGGUAAACAAUCGGAUAGAGAUCAUUUAAAUACCUACUAUAGAAUAUCAACAUAACUAUCUGAAAUGUAAUUAAUAAGUUGGAUAAUAUAGGUAGUGAGUAGAAUAUAUGUAGUUUUUGUAACUAAAAUCUAAGAUCACCAUCCAAACUGAUAAAGGUCGGGCUUAUGUUUGAGCAUAUUAGAUUAUUAUGGAUAGUUUUGGAUGAUAUUAGAAAAAUAGAAUUGCUUUUUAAUUGAAUUUAACAAUUCUAAAUACUCUUAAAUAGCUUUUUGGUUUUAUAAUUUAUCGUUAUCUAAUUAUUAAUUUUAAAAUUUCGUAUUAUUAGUUAUUGUAUUUAAAAUAUUUUCUUAAAUUGUAAAACUUAUUAUUAGUGGUUUCAAUUUUGUUACUGGUAAGUUCAAAAUUUAUUGUUAUUUAAUUAAAGUUUUGAAUAUAAAAUUUACUUUUUUGUUGUUUAUAUUUGGUAGAUUCUUACAAUCGCUUUAAUUGAAUGAGUUUGGAUGAAUCUGAAUUUAACUUCAUCUGUGAAUAUAUCCAUCAAAAUCUAAAAUUCUUACCUUUAAAUUUUAUGUUGUUAAUAAAAUAAAUUAUCAUUCACUUAUUAUCAUCGUUUAUUCUUUUUCAAGAUAUCCAGUUUUUUUUUUCAAAAAAAAAAGGGGAAAUCUGUUUUUUUAGAGCAAAAAAAAGGAAACUAUGUCCCUUUAGACUAAUCUGUACUACUUUAUGUCCUAUUAGACUAAUUUUUUCGAAAAUGGCAGUAAUGCCCUUAAAAUUGUAAUUUUUUAAAAAGAUAAAUAAUGAGUUCGACAAUCGGGAUCGAUCGAUCCAGAUUUACAAGUUACAGUGGAUCGAUCGAUCCCGAUAAUUAUUCAGAACAAAAAAAACGCGAAAUAUAUACUGAUCGACCUGGUCCAUUUCACUCGAUCGGCAAAGGUCGAUUCCGUACAGAUCGACCGAUCCACUAAGAAUAGAUCGAUCGAUCCCGUGCCCAGGAAAGAAUCCCAAAUCGAUUUUUUUUGGUUUUGUAUGAUUAUAUCCGGGUUGAUUCCCACUUGAUUUGAACCGACCAAGCAUGAUUUCAACUUUUUAAGCUCGAUUUCUCUGGGACAAAACCCUUAAUUUCCCAUUCACGAACAAAGGGAGAGAAAAUCAAAUUCUCACCCAAAGUUCAUUAACCCUAACUCACUCAAUUCUCUGAUUUGGACGAUUAUUUGGCCUAACUCAUACAAUUUCGUGAGCUUUUUACGAAUCUAUCACUCUUUAGUUCGUUCUGCAAAGGUAUGAAACUCUAUCUCCACUUCUUUUUAGAGUUUGAAAUUAGAAAGGUAAAAGGUAGAUUUUUGAGUUAGUUAAGAUAUUUAGACUUCAAUCAUGUGUUAAGGUGAUGAUUAGAGAAGAUUUUGUACACAAUCAUGGUUUAAAUCAUAUUUUCGGGAUAGAUUUAGGGAUUUUAGGUUUUUGUUAUUAAUAGAUAUAUGUUGUAUUGUUUUCAAAUUUCAGGUAUGGAGUUGGAGUUGCCUAAUCGUUUAUACGGUGAGGGAUUGGAACCUCAGGUUAAGAAGAUUAAUAACAGCUGCCGACUAAAACUUCUCGAGUUGCUAAAAGAAAAAAUGGAACCAGAAUUCGAUGAAGUUAUGAAAGAUCCCAUUUUUUCACAGAUUAUGGUUAUCCAGAAGAAUGAUCUGAAGUUUUCGGCGAGGUUGGUACACUCUUUUUUGUGUAAGGAGUUGAUGACAAGCAAGAGACAUGAGAAGUGGUUCACUUUCGCUAGGAGACCUCUGCGUUUUGGAUUGCAAGAGUAUCAUGCUGUCACUGGUCUGAAAGUGAAGCGAGAGAAUAACAGUGGGCUAGUGACAUGGAAAGACGAUAAUGGUUUUUGGAGCAAGCAGAUAAAGACAAAUGGAAAAAUAAAUUUGCAGAUCAUAAAAAAGAAGCAUUUGGAAGAGAGCAAUACCUGGACUUGGGUUGAUAGGGUGAGACUGAUAUAUCUUUGCGUUAUUAUGGGUGUGGUGAUGGGAAAGGAUGAGAAGGUGAAUAUCCCGCAUCUGUACAUGAAGUUGGCGAUGGAUUUGGAGAAGCUUCGGAAUUAUCCAUGGGGUCUGUAUUCGUUUGAUUUCCUUCUGAAGCAAAUUGAUAAAACAAGGCAUAAAUUAGAGCAGAAAGAGGGGUAUCUGAUGGAAGGAUUCUUGUUUGGUUUCCAAAUUUGGAUAAUGGAAGCUGUUCCUGCUUUAGGAGAGAUUUGUGGCACAAAAGUCAGUAAAGAUUUUACAGGUCCACUGUGUGGUAAUUGGAGAGGAUGUGCAAAAUGUUCUUAUGAAGAUAUCAUUGGCGUUGAGAACUUAUUCCCAGAAAACGGAAUUUUGCAUUCAUUCAUGGAAUCCCACAUAGAUGGAGUGGUCCUUUUGGCAACUGAUUUUGUACAGAAGGAUGAGAAGAAAGAUGAAAGAGUAGAUCGUAUUUUAGAUAUGAUCAAUAGUAAACAUGAUUGGAACAAUCAUGUUUGGGGAGUAAAAGAAGGUACGAACUCUGAAUUUGAGGAAUCUGGCGAAGAGAAAGGAGAGGAUCAAACAGCUGAUACUGAGAGAGGUGAAAAUAGUCAUGUUGCAGGGAAUGUUGAUGGCACAGCUGAUGUUUCGGGAAGAAACAAGAGAAAGCAUGCAGACCGAGGAGCAGAGUCAAGGAAAAAGAAUGUUUUGUGCCACCUAGCUGCUUCAUCAAAAGGAAAUAUUGACACAGAUAUGAAAAAUUUCUUGGAGGAUCUGGUACAAGCUUCUUUUACUGCUUUUGGGGAGAAAUUCUGUCAGCAGUUCUCGGACAGGUUGGGUAAGAUUGAGACUGAGGUUACACAACUCAGGACAGCUUCAGAGAGAACUGAGCAAUUUGAGACCGUUGUAACCGACAGAUUGGGGAAAAUUGAGGCUGAGGUUACACAGCUCAGGACAAGUUUAGUGGUGACUGAAUUGGUGGGAAAGAGUGAUCAAGCAAGCGGUCCUAGCUUGACCAAAAUCAACAGUGGUCCUAGCACCAGCAAAAAAGGAACUGCUCCAACAAAGAAAAAGGCUGUAAAAAACCAAGAGUUAAAGACUGCUGAUUCGUGUGUCAAUUUACCUCGUGCAAAAGUUACUCAAUCAUCAGCUAGUGAUCUUCGUAUGGGUACACAAGAGUUUUUGGAAAGUUGCAUGAAGAACCUUCCAUUAGACACAUUUGUGAAAGGUUUGAAUCCUUCUCAAGCUAAAGUCGAAGAUUCAUUGGAUUGGUUGGAACUUCCUAAAUCAUUGAAGAAGCCAACAGAUUCAUUGGAACUUCAAAAAUCAUUGAAGAAGCCAGCGGUCCGAUUAGAUGACCGAGAUAUAGAGCUAGACGGCGAAAAUUUCCCUGAUCGCUGCUUGGUGUUUGUGCAUCCUACAGAUUUUAAGAAGAUGCAGGACUGGCAAGAUACACGAACAGCUAUACAGAUUGGUCCUUCUAUGUUAGACGGUGAUCUAGCCGGACGUAUUAUGUCUGCCAGCAGUUGGCUUAAAAACUACGAAAUUGAUGCUAUAAUGUAUGUUUUCCGGGAAAGAACAACAUUGAAACGAUGGAACGUAGAUCGUGUUGCUUUCAUGACAUGCGUCUUCAGCGACCUCAUUGCUAAGGAUUACCAGAAUUUCUGUAAGGGAAUUAAAAAACCAACGUGUCAGCAUUUCUCUAAUACUGUCCAACAAAGGAAUUACGGGAAACUCUCUCGGCGAACGCAACGCAGAAUUUAUCGACUCUGCAGGAUUGUUUGUCCUAAUGUCAUACCUGUAUCCAUGAAAUUGACAUCUAGCCCACUUUCUGACAUCUGCUUCCAUAAGAUACGUUCCAAUUGCUGGACUGAUAUUGCAAACAUGAGCAAACGUCUUCUUGAAAUCAACCACUCUAUAAGCCUUUGAAGCCUUAGAAAUCAACCCAGCUAAUCCCUUCCCCUUGAAAUAUGAUAUCACAUUAUUCAACAAAUGAUGAAUACAGAUACCGUGUCUCGCUAGGGGAUACACUUUCUCCACUGCCUUCGCUAUUGACACUUGUCUAUCCGAAAUAAAA
Brassica rapa (field mustard) is the source of this 4456-nucleotide messenger RNA. RefSeq lists its product as uncharacterized. Lineage: Eukaryota; Viridiplantae; Streptophyta; Magnoliopsida; Brassicales; Brassicaceae. The record is from RefSeq and is a predicted model, not a curated record.